Messenger RNA from Penaeus vannamei (Pacific white shrimp), 765 nucleotides. Lineage: Eukaryota; Metazoa; Arthropoda; Malacostraca; Decapoda; Penaeidae. The record is from RefSeq and is a predicted model, not a curated record.
CCGACAAGCAGAGAGUAGACAGUGACCAACGAGGAACAACUGGUUCACAUUACACCUAACAGCUGUCUCUAUGUCAGAAGGAUUCGAGACAAGAUGGUAGGGAGAGGCACUAUAUUUUUCCGUUUGUUGUUGGCUGUUGUGACUUUGGCCAGCAUCUGUUCUGUCAUUUCAGCAGAUGGAGAGACAGAUAUUCAAGAGACCCCAGAGGACCCCCACCACCCUCCUCCCCCCCAUCCCGCUGACCAUCCGGGAACUCCGCAAAGUGGGGCGACCCGACGACCCGAGCGGCCGACAGCAGAACAUAAGACUGGUUGUUGCUCGCCACGACCCGAUCCCCGGCGCCGAAACGUUCUCCCUGAGCCUCCAAACGUUCGAUAACCGGACGAUUUCGUACGAGGUCGUCCACUUACCGGAUCCGGAUGCGACGGAGUUCGAGUUCGGAGGGAAUUUCGUCGGAGCGAAGGAAAUAUCCGUUCGGGCCGAGAAGAACGGCUCGGUCCUGGCUCAUGGCUCGUCCGCGUGGAUGUCGAAGACCCCGGCUCGAAGGUGGCGUGGGUGGGCGACCCCCAGACACCGUCCCUGAGGGUGGAUCCCGGAGAGAGGUCACAGGUCGAGGUCCCGGGUCACCCUCCCUGCGCCAGGAACGUCUCGGGAGGUCCCUGCUACUACCUCGGCCACAGCGACAGGCCCCUGGAUCCUCCGGCCCCUCGUUGCGAUGACCUUGGCCUUGUCGUGUUCUGUGACGAGGUCGUGAGCCAGCUGCAG